AUGAUAUUAAACGGAAUAAUUUUUGCGAGCCUUAAUCUUUAUCGAAUUUUUCGAGAAAUAUCAUCUGGAUAUAUUGGCGAAAAAGUAAUACAGUGCUUCAUAAUAUUGAAUAUUCAUUAUAUAUACACAUUCCUUUCCACCAAUAUUGCGCAACAAAUUAUAGAUCAUAAUAAUAGCAUAUUUGUUACAGUAUACAAUGGUUACUGGUAUGUAGUUCCCUUACAUGUACAGAAGCUAAUAUUGUUCCUAUUGCAAAGAGGCACUAAAACUUUUAAGAUAAUGAUUGGUGGAUUAUUUGUGGGUUCCUUAGAAGGCUUCGCCACGGUAAAGUAUUUACUAACGGAACUUCAGUAUAUAUACAACGAUCUAAAAGAUGAAUAUGAAAACGUUAUUAUAGAAAAGUAUAGCUACAUUGCCAAAUGGUACACGGUUGUACUUACAAUACUUGCUGCUUGUAGCAUAAUUACUUUAAUUGUUGCCCAAUUUUGGAUGAGUAUCAUUGGCAACACUUUAUCGAAAAACGAAUCUCAAUCUCGUAAUCUACUUAUUACAAUAGAAUAUUUUAUCGAUCAAGAAAAAUAUUUUUAUUUAAUCGUGUUGCAUACAUAUGCAGCUAUUAGCAUAGGAUGUAUCGCGAUAAUAGCAGUAGGAGCGAUGCUCGUAGCAUAUCUUCAACAUAUUUGUGGAAUGCUUAGUAUCACAAGUUAUCGUAUUGAACGCGUGAGAAUAAAUAUGCUUCAAAAUUCCAUAAAAAACGAAAAUUUGAUAUUUAAAGGAAUGAUAUAUGCCAUUGAUAUUCAUCGACAAGCAAUGAAAUUAUCUAAACUGAUGGUAUCUAAAUUUGAGAUAAUGUUAUUCUGCUUAAUAGCAGUUGGAGUAAUCUGUUUGAGCCUCAACCUCUUCCGAAUUUUUCAGAUUGAUAUAUACAAGGAAAACGUUAAUGAAUUUCUAUUUCCUCUUAUAAUCGUAAUAGCCAGUAUUUUAUACAUGUUUAUUGCCAAUUAUAUUGGACAAGAUAUUAUGGAUCACACUAAUCAUAUAUUCGUUACUGCGUAA
This is a messenger RNA of Trachymyrmex septentrionalis, 1056 nucleotides long. RefSeq lists its product as uncharacterized. The record is from RefSeq and is a predicted model, not a curated record. The coding region runs from base 1 to 1056 and encodes 351 amino acids. The transcript has 8 exons. Gene Ontology annotation, molecular function: odorant binding; olfactory receptor activity. Gene Ontology annotation, cellular component: plasma membrane. Gene Ontology annotation, biological process: sensory perception of smell; detection of chemical stimulus involved in sensory perception of smell. Lineage: Eukaryota; Metazoa; Arthropoda; Insecta; Hymenoptera; Formicidae.